GAAACAAUUGUUUCUAGUUGUAUUGGCAACGCUGCUAUGCCAGCUGAGUUAUUUUUUAACAUUUUUUAAAAAUAAUAGUUUAAUUUUUUAUUCAUAUAAUAUAGAGUUAUGUGGUCCUUUCAAAGUUUAAGAAAGUGUCUCUUUGGAAUUAACUGCAAACAUUGCUUACACAACGAUCAGGCUUUAAAAAAUUAGCAUCAUUUUCAUCUGCCUCUAAUGGUUUGUCGGCAUCACGUUCUAAUUAUACUCCAAAUGCGCUAAACCAUCAAGUAUUUGGACAACCUGUAUCAGCUACACAUCCGCAUUUGAUAAAUGAUGGAGAAUUGGUAGCGGGAGUGUGUCUAAAUGAAUUCCAACAACGAAGAACGCGAUUAAUGCUUGGUAUUCAAAAAUAUGCCAGAGAUCAUUUGCAAAAAAAUGAUUUAAAUAAACGUAAUCAUUUGGUAGUUAUUCCAUCAUCUACCAAAAAGUAUAUGAGUGAUAAAAUACCAUAUAUAUUUCGACAGAAUUCGGAUUUUUUUUAUUUAACCGGUUGCCAAGAACCUGAUACAAUUUUAGUUAUGUCUAUAGAUGAAAAUAGUAAAAUAAAAAGCUCCUUAUUUAUGAGAGCAAAAGAUAAACAUGCUGAAUUGUGGGAAGGUGCACGAACUGGCGUUGAUCUAGCAAUUGAUCUGUUUGGAGUAGAUCAAGCUUUCCCGGUAGAGACUUUUGAGAUCGAGUUAGGAAGAAGAAUUCAGUUUGAAAAGCCAUUAAUAUGGUUCGAUUCGAAAUGUUCAGAUUUAUCUAACGUCAAUGAAUCCAUAAUGAAAGUAAUACAUAGUAUAAACGACAGUAAACCAUUGCAGUCUCCAACAACGAUUAUUCAAGGAAUGAGAUUAUUUAAGUCUGUUGCUGAACAAAAUUUAAUGAGGAGAACAUGUCAAAUUGCAUCAACAGCUAUAAACGAGGUGAUGGCAGAAAGUAAACCUGGUCAUUCUGAGCAUCAUAUUUAUGCAAUGACCGAUUAUAAAUGUCGUAUGCGUAAUGCCAGUCACCUAGCUUACCCGCCUGUUGUAGCUAGUGGGAAAAAUGCGACUGUAAUACACUACAUAAAUAAUACACAACUAUGUAAAAGUGGCGAUUUAGUAUUGAUGGAUGCUGGCUGCGAAUAUGGAGGAUAUUCAAGUGAUAUCACGAGGACAUGGCCAAUAAAUGGGAAAUUCACAAAUGCACAGAAAACUUUAUAUGAUGUUGUAUUGCUGCUUCAAAAGGAAUUAAUUGAUAUUCUCUUACGAGAAGGAGGCGAAACUUUAGAUCAACUUUUUGAUACAAUGUGUUUAAAACUUGGAAAGUACUUACAAGAGAUUGGAUUGGUGCCUAAUGAUAUAAAUGAUAUUGUUGGUCUUACAAGGGCUGGUUACAAAUUUUGUCCGCAUCAUGUUUCUCAUUACUUAGGCAUGGAUGUUCAUGAUACACCGUUAAUACCGCGCUCAUUAAGAUUAAUGCCUGGAAUGGUUUGUACUGUGGAACCUGGUAUCUAUAUUUCUUCAGACCGUGAUGAUGUUCCUGUAGAAUUCCGUGGAAUUGGAAUUCGAAUUGAGGAUGAUAUAUUAAUAACAGAUGACAACAAAGUAGAAAUUUUAACGUCAACAUGCAUUAAAGAAAGGACAGAACUGGAAAACCUACAUAAAUUAAAGUCAUAAUCAUAUUUUCGCAAAUAAAGCUUAACUUUGUAAAUAAA
This is a messenger RNA of Lucilia cuprina (Australian sheep blowfly), 1720 nucleotides long. Its product is annotated as xaa-Pro aminopeptidase 3. Gene Ontology annotation, molecular function: manganese ion binding; metalloaminopeptidase activity. The record is from RefSeq and is a predicted model, not a curated record. The transcript is spliced from 5 exons. Gene Ontology annotation, cellular component: mitochondrion. NCBI's taxonomy places the organism in Eukaryota, Metazoa, Arthropoda, Insecta, Diptera, Calliphoridae. Bases 375 to 1682 code for a protein of 435 amino acids.